GGGGGAAUAAAAAAGACCGUCCCCCAGCGCCUCACUCCCGACUGCGCAGGCGCCACAGCACGAACAAUAUCGGGGAGCGCGGCGACCACCCACGUGCUGCUCCGGGGGAGGCUUGUGCUGGUGGCGGCCCGAGGCGCUUGGCCGGGCUGGCGGGGCCGGGGGCUCAAGGUCAGGAGGGCCCAGCGCCCCGGGCCAUGUCGGCGCCGUCCAUGGAGGAGCGGCGGGCGUGCUGGGGCGCCCGGGACCAGUACUGGAAGUGCCUGGACGAGCAGGCGGAGGACGCCGCCGAGUGUCGCCGGAUCCGCCUGGACUUCGAGGCCCGCUGCCCGCUGCAGUGGGUUAAACAUUUUGACAAGAGAAGAGACUUUUUAAAAUACAAAGAACAGCUUCAAGCAGGACAAUAUCUGCCUCCAAAGACAACUGAAAAGACAUAGCUACUCACACUUAAGAAACAUAACCAAUGAGAGAAUAACCUCACGGAAGAGAGAAGCACUGGAAUGGGACAGAAGCUGCUUGAGUGGUGAUCUAAGCUGUCCCUGAAAAUUCAGGUUGCUUUCCUAGAUGCAGCAUCUCACUUAUGCAAAACAGGGGAGGGGGUACAUGUAAAAAAAAAUUGGUAUGUAGUUUCCAAAUGUAAAACAAAAUAAAAGUUCUUCCUGUGUAAACAUGA
Molecule: messenger RNA, 670 nt
Organism: Alligator mississippiensis (American alligator)
Lineage: Eukaryota; Metazoa; Chordata; Crocodylia; Alligatoridae
Product: cytochrome c oxidase assembly factor 6 homolog
Exons: 2
Coding region: 195-434 (79 amino acids)
Biological process (GO): respiratory chain complex IV assembly
Cellular component (GO): respiratory chain complex IV; mitochondrion
Source: RefSeq, a predicted model, not a curated record